Centropristis striata (black sea bass) is the source of this 1572-nucleotide messenger RNA. Its product is annotated as mediator of RNA polymerase II transcription subunit 29-like. The record is from RefSeq and is a predicted model, not a curated record. The transcript has 5 exons. Bases 145 to 1572 code for a protein of 475 amino acids. NCBI's taxonomy places the organism in Eukaryota, Metazoa, Chordata, Actinopteri, Perciformes, Serranidae.
AGACUACCAAUCAAAUGCAUGGUAUGCAAAUGAGCAAUCAACGCCCUCCGACAGGUUUUUUCUGGUUUUCCUUCGUUGCAUCCUUCCAUCACGGUCGAGCAUCAUUUGGUACCAAGCUAACUUUUUUUACAAACUUUUGAGGACAUGGAUACUUUGCUGCCAGCCCUCAACAUCCACGACACCAGCCUGCCGGCAGAGAGGCAGCAGUGUGUUCUUGCGGCCUCAAAGGCAGCCAAGGCCCAGAAGGGCAGGGGUCAGGUCUGUCCGAGGGACGACGGGAUGAGGGACCCCAAGACUGCCUUCGACGAAGCAAAGAGCCGCUGUGGCGUGCCGAGGCCUACUGAGGCCCAGUACCUGGGCCAGCUGGUACUGACCUUCGGCCGCUACACCGGCCGGACCUUUAAGUGGCUGGUCGAGAACGACGUGGGCUACGUCAAGUAUCUCGUCGACCGCCACGUAAAAGAGAGCCAGCGGCCGGAGAAGCGUGGGAUCAAUGAGGAGUGGCUGAAAGACAGCCUCCUCAAGUAUGUGGAGCUUUUUCCACCUAUCUCCUGCCACCUCGAGAGGAACGUAGACAGGGCCAUUUACGGCAUGGGCCGUUUCCGGUCGUUUACGUUCCUCGAGAUGUGGCAGUGGUACAAGUGCCACAUAGCGGACCCCAAAGCCGGCAGCGAGCAGGAGCGGAGGAUGGCGCAGGAGGCCCACACCUCAGUCAAGCAGUGGCUGCUGAUGCGGGAGAGUGACAUCACCUCGAAGUCACUCAAACGCUUCAGACAGUAUAUACUUGACAAAGAGAACGCCACUCCUCCUGCUGCCGCCGCCGCCACUUCAAGGGCCCCUGCAGCAGCUGCCACCUCCCACGUGCCGUGGUCCGACGACGCUCCGGACGACACUGCUCUGGUGGAUGCCCUCGCCACCUUCGAGAGCCAUGGAGAGCCCAUCUCCACCAGCCAGCCUCCUGUGUCCGCCGGGGGUCCCGAACAGCCGCCGCCACUCUCCACCAACGUGCCAGCUUCUCCAGAGAAGUCUGCCAGCAAGCAGCAGAAGCCCCUGCAGAAGCCCCUGCCGUCCUCGCCGCCCUCCACCAGCAAGGCUGCCUCGACUGAGCGUCCAAAGCAGCCGAAGCAGCCGAAGCAGCAGAAGAAGUCAAAGUCCUCACAGCCCUCCUGGUGGAGGGCUGUGAGGAAGACUUUGGCUGCCUCAAAGCAGCACAAGCAGCUCCUGCUGUCCUCGCAGCCCUCCUCGCUGCCCUCCACCAGCGAGGCUGCCUCUGAGCAGCAGCCUCCUGAGCAGCAGACGCCCGUGCCGUCCACAGCGCCUGGUCAGGGACCCCCUGACGCUCGUCCCGAGGAGCCGCCAUCGACCUCACAGCCGCCGUCGACCUCACAGCCGCCGUCCACCUCACAGCCGCCGUCGACCUCACAGCUGCCGUCCACCUCACAGCCGCCGUCGACCUCACAGCCGCCGUCGACCUCACAGCCUGCGUCUGCCACCACCUUGUCACAGAGUGACUCUCCUGUAAGUGUAAAAUCACAAAAAACACAAGCAAUGUUAAUGCAUUUCACAAAAUGA